AUGGUUUUUUGCAACUCUGAAGACAGGGUCAACAUUAUAAUCGCAUUUAACUUCGUCCCUGAUGAUUUUAGAUCGCAGGCGAGCCCAAGCAAGAAUCCGAGUCGGGGCAGCAAAAAGUUGGUGGUGCGUGUCUGUGUGUCGCGAGUGAGCACCACGUGGUGCGCUAGUCCCGCCUCCGGUGAGGCCCUUCCCCCCGCUGCCAUUGGAGGCCGGGGUCACGUGGUGCCUGGGCCGGCGGCGUUGGCGGCGUGCGGGGCGCCGCGCGUCAAAGUGCCGGGGAAGUUGAAUGAGCGUGCACCUCCUCGCGAGGAUUACCUGCAAGCCGUGGCGGCCGCCGUCGACAACUGCUGGGGGCCGCUGGGGGCGGCCAUGGACCACUGCAACGAGACCGGCUUCAUCAACAGCCAGCCGUCGAUGGCCGAGUUCAUGACGCACCUCGCCGACCGACCGGACACGCCGCCCUUCCUCGAUGUUGCCGCCGCGCAGGCCGACGGCCGCGGCCUCAUGCAGCCGGCGGCCGCCGUGCCCGAGUACCCGUGGAUGAAGGAAAAGAAAACCACGAGGAAAAGCAGCGCCCAAGAGCUGCGUGGCAUUUACAUGGACAGUGAGACCGAGAAUGAGCCAGAAGACCACAGGCGCGGCUCAUCUGGACGCUCAAACAGACACAAAAAUGGCCUGCCGAGAAGAUUGCGCACUGCAUAUACCAACACCCAACUGCUUGAACUGGAGAAAGAGUUCCAUUUCAACAAGUACCUGUGUCGACCGCGGCGAAUCGAGAUCGCCGCCUCCCUAGACCUGACAGAGCGCCAGGUCAAAGUGUGGUUCCAGAACCGACGGAUGAAGCACAAAAGACAAACCGUGGGCAAAGGUGACGACGAUAAAGAGGGAUCCAAGGAAAAGGCCAAGGAGGACAAAAAGAGUUGCCAAAAUUGCGAGCUGCCCGGAGGACCCCUCACGUCUGGCAACAACAACAAUAAUUCUGCAAAAAAUAAUAACAGUAGCAAUGCUUUUAGCAGCAGCAGUUCCACCAGCAGCUCUUUCAAGGAAGAGGAUUCGCAGUCCCGUGAGAGUGGAGUUCUCACCCCUUCUAUCAAAAUGGCUGACGUCAUAAAGAUGGAAGUGAAGCACUCGCCGGUGGACGCAUCACCAAAAACGCCACCCGUAGACGCGCUGGCCGAACCUAGUCUGGGCAGCCUGACACCCUCAACGUCGUCGCCGCCUCACCCCAGCCCUGCGUAUCGCCACCCUUCGCCGUCCCCCGCCACUCUUCAGACCUCUCCAGCUCCGAACAAUGUCGUAGCUGCUCGCCGGAACUUCAAAACCACCCCCUACCGAGCAGACUACCCCUCAAGGGCUUACACCACUCCCCAGGGUCGAUUCCCUGGACAAGCGGCCCCCAUCCGGCAGCAGUACCCUUGCACCUCCGUUCAGGGUGAUUACAGGAGAGCCAACGGCCUGCACAACCCUGUGACCACCCCCAGGACGCAGCAAACGGCCACGGCAAGAUACUACCAGGCGGGCUACAACGCCUACUAUCAGCAGCAACAACAGCAGGAGGGCAGCACCUCCACCUACUACAACCAGGCCCAGCUUCAACAGCAGCAAAGGGCCUACCAGGCUCAGUACGAAGAAGGAUACCAUCACCAGCCACAAACCCAAACCCAAACGACCCAACAGGUGAACGGUCCUUACAACUACACCAACUCUGCCUACUACCAACAAAAUCAGCAACAACAGGCCUCGAGUGAAGCCCUGAGCCAGUACUACGAGAACUACCACGCCCACCACCAGCAGCACCACCAGGCGCAGUACCACAAGGCCGGCUCAACUUACUACGCCGCCUCCGCCGACCUGAUGCAAGGUGGCGAAGCCUCAAACAUCCCCAGCCAUUACGUUUCCUCGCCCGACACGUUCCCCGCAGCGGCCACGGCGGCUGCGGUCUCUACCUCUUUGCACCAGCAGCAGCCACAAAUGCAGACUCACGGGACGGAGCACGGCCCCCAGUUUCCGCAGUUCGCUGCUGCAGGAACUAGUACUUUUUACGAGCAGAGCGCCUCAACAUCGACGCCGGCAAUCGCUGCCGCGCCGCCAAUGGUGGCCAGUUCGAACAGCAUGGCGUCCGAGAACAGCAACAGUUCGUCUGAUUUUAACUUUUUGUCCAACCUGGCUAAUGACUUCGCACCGGAGUACUACCAGCUGAGCUGAAGAGUGUGACUUUUUGCCGCAAGUGAGAGAGAAAAACGCUCGAGCCAUACCAAAAAAUUAAGAUUUGUGUAUAGAUUGCAUCUUGAUAUUAUAUAUGAUGAGAAAAACAUGCGAAGGUGGACCGCAAACAAAAGUGGGACAAAAAGUUGUUUCUGGUUGAAUUUAUUAUUGAUUAUCGUGUCAGUGGUGUAAAUAUAUAGACGGAAUGAAAAAAAAUUAAUGUUUUUGUUAUAACGCAAUGAUGUCUCUUUAACUCUUUUUCUCUAAUGCUCUUAUCAAGUGGUGAAUCAGCCUAUCAAAGACACGAACACGCAACACACAUGCAUGCAUAAAGAAUUAUAAAAAAGUAAUUACCUAGCUAGAGGGAAGAAAUCUACUUUUAGAGAUAAAAUGCGCCUGUGUAUUAAAUUGAUAUUUACUACUACUUUGCUGCACCAAAGAGAGGAUCAUAAUGUUGUUGAUGUUACGCAAAAGUGAAACAAACGGCAUAAUAUUUCGCAUGCACCGCGCCGAGAAAAUUGCUUUACUGACGCGCGACGAUGAGAGUACGUACAUACUAAAAAAUGUAUAUGCAGCACCCCCACUACUAUUACGAAAAUAAAUGAGAA
Messenger RNA from Neocloeon triangulifer, 2813 nucleotides. RefSeq names its product homeotic protein proboscipedia (gene pb). The record is from RefSeq and is a predicted model, not a curated record. The transcript has 4 exons. NCBI's taxonomy places the organism in Eukaryota, Metazoa, Arthropoda, Insecta, Ephemeroptera, Baetidae. Gene Ontology annotation, biological process: regulation of DNA-templated transcription. Bases 1 to 2205 code for a protein of 734 amino acids. Gene Ontology annotation, molecular function: DNA-binding transcription factor activity, RNA polymerase II-specific; DNA binding.